Molecule: messenger RNA, 1605 nt
Organism: Aspergillus tanneri
Lineage: Eukaryota; Fungi; Ascomycota; Eurotiomycetes; Eurotiales; Aspergillaceae
Exons: 4
Coding region: 1-1605 (534 amino acids)
Source: RefSeq, a predicted model, not a curated record
AUGGCUACCCAGACAGGAAAUGACGCAGGGCAGGUGUCCGACCUCGCUCAACUAUGGCAAAGCGCAGUCGAUGACUAUGAGAUGAGGACCAAGAAGUCCCUUCGACUGGCGCAGCUCGGCAACAUCGAUCAGAUCAUGAAGAGCACAGAAGGCCUCUCAAGCGAAUUCAAAGAAUUUCGUCACGAUCGGUCCAAAGUGGACAAAGUGCGGACCGCAUUCAAAAACAACCUGUGGCUGAUCCAGAAGGUCGUCAAUACGGUCCAAGUGGUUGGAGGUGCCGCAUCGGCAUUUCCUCCUGCAAUGCCAGCGAGCUUGAUUUUCACGGCCUUUGGACAGGUCAUGCAGUCUUUCGCCACGGUGUCCGCCGACUACGAUAAGAUCAUGGGGUUUUUCGACUUCACGCAUCGAUUUUUUGACAGACUCUCGAUGAUUGAGGACAAGACCCCACAGCAAAAGCCAUUCCACCGCUGUGUCACACGUGUCUUCUCGGGCAUGCUGACAAUCUGUUCGGUUGCCCAGGAAUACGCGGAGAAGAAAAGAUUCAAGAAGUGGUUCAGCAGCCUGCUCGAUGGCUCGGACGGAGCUCUUUCGGGAGCUAUCAAGAACAUGGAGGAAUCCGUGAAUGAGCUCACCCAGGCCGUAGGUCUAGCCACACUUCGGACGGUGGAGAUCCUGGAUGAGGUCACACAAAGCAUGAAUGGAAACAUCGAGUUCCUCGUAUCGCAGGUCACUCUGGUCGAUGAGCGAACGGCGGCCAUCAAAUCCGACACGGCAAUGAUUAUUGAACAGAACCAGGAGCUAGAAGCGAAACAGGACGCCAUAACGUCGAUGCAACGAGAAACGCUGGAAAAGUUGAACGAGCAAUCUAGGAUGUUCAACGAUGCGGUUGAAAGUUUCGGAUGUAUUCAACUGGGAGCCAAUUUUGGCUCCAGCUUUCAGACUAGUUUGCUGAAGCUGGACGUCACGCGUCUCCGACUGACUCGUUGGGGUCAGUCCAUCGGACUGGCGAACAUAGAUGACGUGAAAUCACUCCAGAUGACAAAGCUCUCCGCCGAAGACAGAGAGCACGUCCGAGAUCUUCUAGACCAGAUUCUGGAGCUCUUUGUGGAUGCUGAGGCGUCUUCAAAGCGGUUUAAGAAGCGCACCGGGAGCUCCGCCACGCCCGCGCUAGAUCCGGCCAAAGAGCUAGACACGGUCUCGGGCUCACUUCACCAAAAAAUGCAGGAUCUUGCUAAGAAACGGCAGGGGGAGUCCAAGUUGGAGCAGAGCGAAUGGACUCUGUACGAGGAGAAGAACUUCACCCGGUUGAUUGAGGACAUCAGCGAGUUGGUGGACGGAUUGAUCGAUCUCUUCCCAGGAAUCCAGGAAGAACAGCGCAAGCUGUGUGAGGAGGAAGUGGCGGAGAUGAACACCAGCGAGAAAGUUCUUCCACUGCUGAAAGAGAUCGCGACUGGCCAGGACAAGCUGCUCAGUGACACGGUCGUCAAAGUCAUCCAAUCUACCACAACCUAUACUAAUAGCGUGGUAUUCUCAGGGCCUAACUCUGGCUUCCAGGUAGGGAAUAAUUCGGGCAAGAUCAGCAGUGUUCGGUUUGCCGCUUCCUAG